AUGGCGGAGAAGAAGUGCCCAGUUCAUCAGCGUGCCAACGUCGGUGGCGGUGGUACCAGAAACAAGGACUGGUGGCCAGAGCAGUUGAAGCUCAACAUCCUCCGCCAGCACACCAAUGUCACAAAUCCCCUGAAGGACUUCGACUAUGCGGAGGCCUUCAAGAGUCUCGACUACUUUGCCUUGAAGAAGGACAUCAAGGCUUUGAUGACAGAUUCCCAGGACUGGUGGCCAGCUGACUUCGGCCACUAUGGUGGUCUUUUCAUUCGUAUGGCUUGGCACAGUGCUGGCACGUACCGAACGACCGACGGUCGUGGCGGUGGCGGUCAGGGCCAACAACGAUUCGCUCCUCUUAACAGUUGGCCCGAUAACGUGAGUCUCGACAAGGCUCGUCGUCUGCUAUGGCCGAUCAAGCAAAAGUACGGAAAUAAGAUCUCUUGGGCCGAUCUGCUGCUGCUGACUGGCAACGUCGCCCUCGAGUCCAUGGACUUCAAGACAUUUGGCUUUUCCGGUGGCCGUGAAGAUGUAUACGAAGCCGAUGAGUCCGUAUACUGGGGUGGCGAGACCACAUGGCUUGGCAACGACGUGCGCUAUGCCGACGGCCAUGAGGGUCUGAAAGGCGACGGUGUUCUGGAUGGCGAUGAACAUAAAAAGGGUCACAGUGACAUCCACAACCGAGAGCUUGAAGAGCCCUUGGGUGCUGCCCACAUGGGCUUGAUCUACGUCAACCCUGAAGGACCUGAUGGCAACCCAGAUCCCGUUGCUGCUGCCAGAGAUAUCCGUAUUACGUUCGGCCGUAUGGCUAUGAACGACGAAGAGACUGUUGCCCUUAUUGCUGGUGGCCACUCUUUCGGUAAGACACACGGUGCCGGUCCAACUGACAAGGUUGGUUCCGAGCCUGAAGGUGCCAGCAUCGAGCAGCAAGGACUUGGUUGGAGCAACACUCAUGGCUCUGGCAAGGGCCCCGAUACUACCACCAGUGGUCUCGAAGUCAUCUGGACCAAGACUCCUACCAAGUGGAGCAACAACUACUUUGAGUACUUGUUCAAGUAUGAAUGGGAGUUGGAGAAAAGCCCCGCUGGUGCGAACCAAUGGGUGGCUAAGACCAACGACGAAAUCAUCCCCGACGCCUAUGACGGCAACAAAAAGCACAAGCCUAGAAUGCUUACGACGGAUCUUUCUCUGCGCUUUGACCCAGAGUACGAGAAAAUUUCUCGACGCUUCCUGGAGCACCCCGACCAGUUCGCCGAUGUUUUUGCAAGGGCCUGGUUCAAGCUCCUACACCGUGAUCUCGGUCCUCGAUCCCGCUACGUCGGUCCUGAGGUGCCAAAGGAAGACUUGAUCUGGCAAGAUGUCAUCCCAGCUCUUGAGCACCCUGUGGUCACUGACAGCCAGAUUGCCGAAUUGAAGAAGGAAAUAUUGGGCUCUGGUCUGACCGUACCUCAGCUUGUCUCUACAGCCUUCGCAUCUGCCUCUACUUUCCGAGGUAGCGACAAGCGUGGUGGCGCCAACGGCGCCCGUAUUCGUCUCGAGCCUCAGAAGCACUGGAAGGUGAACAACCCUGAGCAGCUAUCCAAGGUGCUAAGCACCCUGGAGGGCAUCCAGAAGAAGUUCAACCAGUCAAGCUCGAAGGAGAAGAUCUCGUUGGCAGAUAUCAUCGUUCUCGGUGGAUCCGCUGCUGUCGAGAAGGCCGCAAAGGAUGCUGGGUCCAAUAUCACAGUACCCUUCAGCCCGGGUCGCGCGGAUGCCUCGUUGGAGCAGACUGAUGUGGCGUCAUUCGAGCAUCUGGAACCCUUCGCGGACGGUUUCCGCAACUACGGAAAGGGCACGUCUCGUGUACGAACCGAGCAGUUCCUGGUCGACAGGGCUCACCUGUUGACCCUCACAGCCCCUGAGUUGACGGUUCUCCUCGGUGGUCUGCGUGUCCUUGAUACCAACUACGACGGUUCCAAGAACGGUGUUUUCACCAAAACGCCUGGCAAGCUUACCAACGACUUCUUUGUCAACCUGCUCGACACCAACACCGAGUGGAAGGCCGUUGAUGAGAAGAAGGAGCUCUUCGAGGGCAAGGACCGUAAGACUGGCGAGAAGAAGUGGACUGGAACACGCGCUGAUCUCGUCUUCGGCUCGCACGCUGAGUUGCGCGCUAUUUCCGAGAUCUAUGGCCAAUCCGACAGCUCCGAAAAAUUCAUCAAGGACUUCGUGAACGUUUGGGCCAAGGUCGCCAACCUCGACCGUUUCGACCUCCACAAAUAG
Truncatella angustata is the source of this 2253-nucleotide messenger RNA. RefSeq names its product peroxidase/catalase. Gene Ontology annotation, cellular component: cytosol. Gene Ontology annotation, biological process: cellular response to hydrogen peroxide; hydrogen peroxide catabolic process. Gene Ontology annotation, molecular function: catalase activity; heme binding. Bases 1 to 2253 code for a protein of 750 amino acids. The transcript has 2 exons. NCBI's taxonomy places the organism in Eukaryota, Fungi, Ascomycota, Sordariomycetes, Amphisphaeriales, Sporocadaceae. The record is from RefSeq and is a predicted model, not a curated record.